Molecule: messenger RNA, 1920 nt
Organism: Acipenser ruthenus (sterlet)
Lineage: Eukaryota; Metazoa; Chordata; Actinopteri; Acipenseriformes; Acipenseridae
Product: zinc finger protein 16-like
Exons: 3
Coding region: 59-1003 (314 amino acids)
Biological process (GO): regulation of transcription by RNA polymerase II
Molecular function (GO): RNA polymerase II cis-regulatory region sequence-specific DNA binding; DNA-binding transcription factor activity, RNA polymerase II-specific
Source: RefSeq, a predicted model, not a curated record
AUAAAUAGAAACCAAAGAGGAUUCCGCUACUCGAGUCUCAAGCUAACAGUCAGUGAAGAUGGACGUCAGCGUCUCCGUGUCGUUCUUUCAAGACGAGCUCGCCUCUACCAUCGAGCACGCAGUGAAAGCGGCUGUAGACACCGUCUUGUGCCAAAUCACAAAAGUUGUCGGCGGCAAAUUCACUGAAUUCCGAAUGGAAAUGGCUGGAAAGGAGAAAGAGAAUGAAAGUCUGAAGCUGAGAUUGGAAAUAUCAGAGAGCGAGUUGAAAGCAGUGCGGGAAUGCAUGAACGCUGCAGAUGCAGACAUUAAACAACCUCUCAGAAACAUGAACCCCGACUGCAAUGAACAAGACUUUCAGAGGAAUCAGAACCAGGGAUUAUUUCAAGAUCCCAAAGAGAGCCAUGCUAUCCCUAAAUCUGAAGCACAGGAGGGGCCAAGGAUAGAAGCAGUUUAUACACUAGAGGCGUCCUUUGAUCAGGAGUGGUGUGCAAGUCUAAAGCAGGUUACAGAGCUGACAUGUGUUAAAGAUGAAGAGGUCCCUCGACUGGAAUGUGUUCCUAUUAAAGAGGAAUUCAUUGAACAGGAAUGUGUCCCCAUCGCAGAGGAAGUUCCAACUGAAAAUAAUGUCUGUACACUUGAGGAGAACAACCAGCUGGGAUCGAGCCUGUGUGAUGAUUGUCCACCUGAAUGUGAAGUGGGAUUUAGAGCUAAAGGAAAUCUCAAAGGAGAGAAAUCUCAUCGCUGCACAGUGUGUAGGAAGAUAUUCAGUCGUUUAUCACACCUUAAAAAACACCAGCACAGUCACAGAGGAGAGAAACCUCAUCAGUGUUCUGAGUGUGGGAAGAGUUUCAGUCGUUUAUCACACCUUAAAAAACACCAGCACAGUCACAGAGGAGAGAAACCUCAUCAGUGUUCUGAGUGUGGGAAGAGUUUCAGACGGAUAGAUAGCUUGAAAGAGCACCAGCGAACUCGCAGUCACUUAUCACACCUUAAGACACCAUAAAAUGCACAAUAGAGUGAAGCCCUAUCCCAGCAUUGAAUGUGGGAAGUUGAGUCAGUUGCUGGGUCUUGAAGGAUACAAGAGAAUCCACAGAAUUUCAGCCACUUGAGGACACCUAAACACCAGGAGUAAAUGUGAAUAAAAUAUAGAAAUAUUUACUGCAAACAAAAGAAUAAACUUACUUGAUAAAUAGGUUUAUUCCUAAUCACUUCAGAUCAAAAACCUACACUCACGGAUGGGACAUGAGAACUACAACGUCUUGGACGGACCAUUCAUCAUGUUGUUGACCAUUCUGAUUUUGUUACGUCAGAUUAGUAAUCUAUGAAAUAGAUUGUAAUUGCAUCUGGUUUGUAAAUUGCAUUUUACAAAGAAGAAUGGGCAAAAAUUGCAGUGUCCAGAUGUGCAAAGCAGGUAGAGACUUAUCCAAAUAGACUCAUGGCUGUAAUUGCUGCCAAAGGUGCCUCUACCAAAUAUUGACUCAAGGGGGUGAAUACUUAUGCAAUCAAUUAUUUUCUGUUUUAUAUUUGUAAUUAAUUUAGAACAAUUUGUAGAUUUUAUUUUUCACUUUGACAUUAUGGACUUUUUUGUGUUGAUCAGUGGCAAAAACUCCUACUUAAAUCCAUUUUGAUUCCAUGUUGUAACACAAUAAAAUGUGGAAAAGUCCAAGGGGGGUGAAUACUUUUGAGAGCCACUGUACACCAAGCCCUGUCUGCACAUUUUGCAAUGGUCAACUAGUAGGCGGGAAUAUUUUAUAAUAAAAUUGUUAUUGUUGUCAAUGUGAUGUUAACUACAUUACCAACAUUGUGUGGAGGUGUAUUGUUUUGUAUACAGUAGUGGACUGUAGUGGAAUUUAAAUAGAAACAAGUACAAAUAGCCAGAACAAAACACUUUUAUUACAAGUAACUUUAAAAUUGGCAAUG